This is a messenger RNA of Postia placenta MAD-698-R-SB12, 153 nucleotides long. RefSeq lists its product as hypothetical. The coding region runs from base 1 to 153 and encodes 50 amino acids. NCBI's taxonomy places the organism in Eukaryota, Fungi, Basidiomycota, Agaricomycetes, Polyporales, Adustoporiaceae. The record is from RefSeq and is a predicted model, not a curated record. The transcript has a single exon.
AUGUCACCCGGUGCUUGGCUUACCGGUUACGCCGCGUUUUCGCGCGAAUGUGCCGUGUCCAUUUACCCUGCUCUCUCCACCGGAAGUGUCGUGGGUCCCCCGGUAGUCCUCUGCCCUUGUCGCACCAGACCAAGCCGGAGAUUGUCAAGAUGA